UUGUGUUUUAUUCAAAUCAACGGUGAUGGGUACCGAAAUUAAUGGGGAAGAUCUUCAUAUAAAUGAACCGUUAAAUAUAAUAGAUACGUCACAGGAAAAUCUUGAUCAUUCCAUAUAUCAAGAUAUCAAGACACAUGAGGUAGGUCCAUGGGAGUCAAUCAACCAGAAAUAUUGGCACCAUAUUGAGCCAAACCAAUUAAAUUUACUUGAAACCAUAGAAGAAUCCGCGCCAUACCAUGAGUUAUCGCGAAGUAAAAAUAUCAAUCAAAAUGUUAUUAAUUCGUAUAAAACGCAAAGGAAACCUUCCAAAUUUAAAGGUAUUGCAAUAACUGAAAAAAGAUCGAAAAGACCAAGCUCCAUUUUAACUGACUCGGUGAAAAUAUUGGCGAAGGAACCUGGGAUAGCAUCCAGAAUAAAAGGCAUAUUACUAACGGAGUUUUACAAUGACCUUAACUCAAAGAGUGUACAAAAAUCAUCGGAUUCUCAAGAGAACUUCCAAUUGGUGCAUACGUCCCUUUUCCCACGACUUAGAACUAAUAACCCUGACGAACAAAUUUCAUCUUCAUCAUCCAAUUUUCAAGAAUUGAAAAACACGAAUUUUAAUAAAAAUAAUCUGGACCAUUCUUCAACAUAUACUCAAGGAUUCGAAAAUGAUGAUGAAAUAUAUGAUGCAAGAUUAGGAAGAACGGGAGCACCCAAAACUUCUAGCUCUAUUCUAACUGAUUCACUGAAAGUUUUAGUAUCUCAACCUAAAACAUCUGCUAGAAUAAAAAGUUUAUUACUAUCCGAAUUUAGCAAUGGAUAUAGAUCUGAAAAUCCUGCUCAGCCUAAAUUACCAAAUAGAAAGCCGGCAAAGAAAUUCAAGCCCUUAACUAUUGACCCAUUUUCCUCAAUACUUAAAUCAAAAUCAAAUGAUGAAUUGAUGGACCCUGUUCAUAUACCAUUUUUUGAGUCACUUUUUUUGAGAAAUCCACUAAAAUUAUUCGAAGUCGGUUACCAAGAUCAUCGUUUCCUUUCGAAACAACCAAAACCUACUUUUAAAGAAAUGAAACCACAAUUGACCUUUGCAUCAAAAGCUCCACAUGAUAGAUCAAAUAAAGUACAUUUUUAUGAUUCACAACUUGAAGAAAAUUUACAGUUGGCCCCCUAUGAACCUAAAAGCAAGCCGUGGAAUGAUGAAGAUACACUUAAUUACCAUCCACAGUUAGAUGAGGCAUUACAGAGAUCCGGAUCACUACUUUUUGCACCAACUAUGUCUCUAGGCCUACCAUUAUGGCAUUAUAAUUCAGAUUAGAUGUACAUAACAAGUAAAUUACGAAUCUCAAGACAAACCAUGGUAUGAUAUAGGUAAACGCAUGCUCCUUCAACCUAAAUCAAGAAAACCAAGACUCUCCUAUUUUCCAAGUCUACUUUAUAACUGCACCAUACGAAAAUAUGCAAUAUCUACAUUCAGAGUCUGCUUUUCAAACAAUUUCACCUUUAAACACGACCUCAGCAUGAAAAAUGGAAUCUGAUACAAGUACCACACCGAUAUUGGGUCAUGUGAAAAUCUGAAUAG
Molecule: messenger RNA, 1558 nt
Organism: Chrysoperla carnea
Lineage: Eukaryota; Metazoa; Arthropoda; Insecta; Neuroptera; Chrysopidae
Exons: 4
Coding region: 26-1294 (422 amino acids)
Source: RefSeq, a predicted model, not a curated record